AUGGUCAGUUCCGGCGAGGAUCGAGCUGCGGCCGGAAAGACGCCCAUUGGCGACGACGGUGCCAGCGAUUCAGACGCGGACGGAGCCGAAGAGGUAAAAAUAGGCCAAGUGGACAAAUCCAAACGGAUUCGUUUUCAGAUUUUGGAAGAGUCGCCGGACAAACGCUGGUCAAAACGGAGAGAACAGGUGAAACAGAGGGACGUGCCCGGAAUAGACGUCGCAUAUCUCGCCAUGGACAACGAAACCGGUAUGUUUUAUUGCGAUAAUGUAGGGUUGCUCCUUGAAAUGUCCCUUGAAAUCAUAUUUUAUUGAAAAAACUGGAUGACAUUUUUAGGUAACGAAGUAGUCUGGAAUGAAGUGCAAUUCUCGGAAAGGAAAAACUUUCGCGCCCAGGAGGAGAAAAUAAAUGCAGUCUUCGAUAAUCUGACUCAGUUGGUGCACACGAAUCUCGUCAAGUUUCACAAAUACUGGACAGAUUCAAAGUCAGAAAAACCGAGGGUAAGUGUUUUGUGCUCUCCGGUGGAGUCACCACUAUUUUCAGAUUAUCUUUAUUACGGAAUACAUGUCUUCCGGAUCAAUGUCUGCGUUUCUUCAAAGGACACGAAAAGCCGGUUCUCCGCUCAGUAUCAAGGUAAAAUUCGUUGAAGAACGGUCAUUCCACAAUCAAAAAUCAGUCUUUGCAGGCGUGGAAAAAGUGGACAACACAGAUUUUAUCAGCAUUAAAUUAUCUGCAUUCUUCCGAUCCGCCAAUAAUUCAUGGAAAUCUGACGUGCAACACAGUUUUUAUUCAACAGAACGGACUCAUAAAAAUCGGGUGUGGUAAGUCGUUUAAUUCGUAUUCCGUUUUUCGACUCGUUCGGGAAGUGCAUGGUUCAUACAUUCAGUUUUCUCAAUCAAACGCUCAGGCGCCUCCUCUUGUUUUUUGUUUGAACUGCCGUGCGACAGUGCAUUUUUCGAACUAAAUUCCCUUCGCGGGUCCCGGGAAUCUGCGUUUAGCCAUGCUCUUGUUCAGGUAUCUCGAUGUGUAAAGACAACAGUGGACAGAACCUUCUUGGUGGGUGAUCCCUCCCCCUAUGUCCUUUCCGGCCCACGUGUUGUGCUUACCGUCUUUUCUUCUUCUCCGUCUGUCAUUGUGUGCAUGUUCCUCUUUUUCUUCUGUUUCUUCCGUUUUCUCACUUUCUAAUAUCUUCCUCAGUUUUUCGAUCUGUCGCUUUCAAAUUAUCAUCUACCAUUUUAUAUCCGUCAUGUCUGCAUAACUAGACAGAUGUCUAGAAAAACAAUGCCGCGUUCAGAGUGCACUUUUAGAUAGGUCAAACAGAGAAAAAGUGCAAGAGUGAAUAGGAAUGACCUUUUGGAAUUAGCUAGUGUAAACUUUGGAAUUUGAUAGUGUAAACUCGAUGAGUUCUUUGCCCGCUGCUAGAAAAAUACACUUUCAAUCAGCUGCUAGCCAUCUGUUUCGGGCCCAAAACCAUGGGGAGAAGGAAUGAAAAAAUGUUUUAAUAUGGUAUUUUCGUAAGAUGACGCACUUGAAGUUCACAAUGACGUUCGUUUGUUUCAAUUUGAAGUUAUGUAUUCAGUCAUUCAGAAUUUGCGAGCUAGUCAUUGAACAUUGAUAUAUGCUCAUUAUUGAAAGUGUCAAUUUCCUUUCCAUAAAAUUUGCGGAAUGUUUCUCUCUUAGUUCCUUGUUGGCCGGGUUGACCCCUCGUUUCGUUCCUCUCACACACACUCCUCAGCGAACGAGUCUCGCCCUCAGAGGAUUUGCGUCCUAUUUGCGCCAAAAUCGCAUUUGCCAAUCGGGAUACCGCCCGGUGAUAUGGUACAACUUGUUUGCUGAUUAGAUUUGCAUCGCUGGUCGAACUUUUCGCGGAUCUUUCGCGAACCGAGAGUUGUGUCUACAGAGUGCGAGUAGAGUCUUUCGAGUGAAAGUAUGCGCGCAACAGACUGUUUGUUGAUUAGCAGCCCGAGUUGCGACGUGAUGUUGCCGUUCCAACGGGUACCUGGUGCGGCCGUUUCGAUGGCAAUUAAGCGAUCGGCUCGAAACGAACUUGCAAAAAUGCACCUCUUAAUACAAAGAAAAAAGUGGAAAAAAAUACUCGAAAUAGAAAAGUAGAAACAGCAAUGUUGUGACCUGUCUAUCUGUACCUGUUAACAUCCUUAUUGCUUGCUUCCUUGUCACCUCCAGAACCUUAUUCUUUUCUUUCAGUCGCCCCGGACGCCAUCAACCAUCAUGUCAAGACGUGUCGAGAAAACAUGCGGUACAUGCACUACAUCGCCCCGGAAUACGAGAGUUCGUCCCUGCUUCCACAGUGUGUAAACCUCCCAUCAAGCUUCAGAUAACACUGAAGUCACCUCGGCGGCCGACAUCUACUCAUUCGGCAUCUGCUCACUGGAGAUCGCUGUGAUCGGUGGACUGUCUGGAUGCCAAAAUGGAAGUUCGGAAGGCCCUGUGACCGAAGACGUUAUCGAGAAAGCGAUUCAAUCGCUAGAGGAUCCGUUGCAACAGGACUUCAUCCGACAGUGUCUUCGGAAAGAUCCAGCAGAGAGGCCUAGUGCCAGAGAGCUUCUUUUCCAUCAGAUCCUUUUUGAGGUAACUCGUCCAUCGAAACAGGCAGAUGAUGCUGAUCUACUUAUUUUUGCUAGGUACAUUCAUUGAAAUUGCUUUCGGCGCACGCGAUAGUCGAUUCAAAGAAGUACGAAGAUGUUUCGGAGAGUGCAUUCCGAAUAAAGGACAAUGAAAGAGUAAGUUUGGAGCCCGUAAGAAAAGGAGACUAAUGUGUCUCAAACUUCUGGUGGCGGCAGAACUGACCAUAUUCGGGGCGCCUUCAAUUGUCACGCAAAAGUCAAUAUUUGACACGCCGGUCACUUUGUCGGCGUUUCUCGCGAUCUCGUUUUGGCGAACUCUUCGCCUCGAGAGCAGAAAGUGUCCCACGAAAACAAUGCUAUAAUUUCAGGUCGCUGCCACAUCGAAACUUCGCGAGAUGGCUUACUGUCAAGUGGCUGCCUUCCAGGUGGAUCUAGAGAAGUUUCUUGACGACGUCCGCAACGGAAUCUAUCCGCUGACGGCGUUCGCUCCCCUCGCACAUCUGCCUUCGACGACGUUAAGAGCCUAUUCGAAUGUGGGAUCAGAAGCGGAAACACGAAGAAACUAUGCAAAGUCCAGAGUUUUCAGACAAAUCCGUCAACGUUGAUCAGUGCAACGAAUGACUCGGCGCCGUCGUCGACACAUCCAUCAGCCAAUUCGACGAUUACCGCAGAUUCUGGAACAACCGGAAUUUCGGGAACGGCUAAUUCCAGUGGAGUCAACAUCAACGGAACGUCUUCAAUCGGAAAGUCCUCAAGUCCGGAAGUAUCGGACAGAAAGGUCGGAGACUCGGUCGACUCAACAGACGUUGCAAGCGAACCGAGCGGAACGAGUGGAGCUGUCCCGUCUUCGAGUGCCAGAGAUGCCGGAUCACCGACUCCGGAAGAAGAAGAAGAAACCGAAGAACGGGAUAUGCGGUUAGAAAACCGGCAUAUCUUGGAAAUCAAUGUGCACAUUGAAAACGAGUAAGUCCGCGUACUCUCAAUUCACCGCUCUUGCCCCCUCGGUGUUUGCGUACUCAAGCCUAAUUUGAGAAAUUUUGGCUUGAGUCUGCAAACACCGAGGGGGCAAGAGCGAUGAAUUGAGUUUAUCUUUCAACUGAUUGGACUUGUUUGAUUUUCAGAGAAAUGUCGAUUGUGUUAUUGUUAGAAGAUCAGAUGCAUCGACAGUUGACGACGUCACUUCAGAAGACGGAUGCGGCAGACUCGCUGACGGAGAACCUGGUUACCCACGGAUUCGUGUGUCAGGUGAGAGCGCUCUCCGACCCCUGCACAUUGAUGCUGAGAAAGCGGGAUAAUCUGCUGAUAGGCGACUUGACUUUCUCGACAAAUAAGGGCUCUCGCCCCCUCCCGAUUGGCAAACAGACAGUCGCCCGUUGAUGGUGACCUUUAUUUUUUUGAGUUGCUUAUGAUGAUGCUUAUGCUCUUUAUCCGUUCCCGCGCGGUCACUCUCUCUCCCUCUCUCUAUCAUCUUAGCAUACAUAACAAACACGCGCAAGAACGGGAAACUGGACGACAAAGAACAAUUCGUUUCAGCUUGAUUCGGAGGGCGUCGAGAAAGCGAUUUCUGCCGCAUUUGAGAUACGGGCCACGCGGUUAGCAGAAGGAAAUCUAGACGAGGGAAGUGAGACGACGUCCCUGAAGUGAGUGAGCGACUUUGGAGCCCCGGAAUAUGUAACUAAUUUUGUAGAGAAGUUGAGUCGGAGGUUUCCGUGGAGAACGGCAAUCCGUCAUCAACAACAGAAGCUCCCGUGGCAUCUGAAACGAAUCCAGUUGUUCCACCUCCUACCACAUCCACCUAG
Messenger RNA from Caenorhabditis sp. 36 PRJEB53466, 4382 nucleotides. The record is from the annotation of a GenBank genome assembly. Lineage: Eukaryota; Metazoa; Nematoda; Chromadorea; Rhabditida; Rhabditidae.